AUGGCUACCAAUAUCGUAUUCAAGGAAUACUCAUUAGUUGAAGAGGCCCAUCGGAUCUUUUCACUCCUCUGUGAUCACUCCGUGGAAUUGAAUAUACCUGCGGCAGCAGGAAAACACAAAGAGACGGUUUGCUUUGAUUUGACCCAUAAUCAAAUCUACUACCCAAUUCCGCUAAAAGUCACGGAAACCCUGGCUGCCCUUAAAGGCGUGGAAGGUGUCGUCGCAGCCGCAUUAGCAGAUAUUCGGUUUGGGCCGUCUCAGGAGCGCAAGGUCAGGGUGAAUUUAGAAAGGGCAACCGUUUUCGGUUUCCAGGCACUGAUUGCAAAAAUGGACAAUAUGUCAAAGGCAUGUCCAGAGGUGAAAGCCAAGUUGAAAAAUACCGACAUCCACGCCGCCCAGUCCAGUCUCUAUCGUCGAUUAGCAGCAAACCUAUAUCGGACAAAAGUCAAAGAGGAAUUCUUCCAUCUUCAUGGCUCUCUUAACCCUACCUCAACUCUGAACAUGAUCGGCCUAGAUGGUCACCGCAGCGAUGUUCAAGAUUACGAAGAAAUAAUUGAACUUAUUGAGCGUCACGUUCAGCAAUAUACAGCUCAAGAGCUGGAAGAAAUGAACCGCGAUCGAGGGCAAGCAGGCGUAACCGCAUACCGAUAUGAAGACUUUAUCCAAUCUCCACAUGGAAUUGAAAUAAGUCAACAACCGUGUUGGACAGUCUCACCCUUUGGUACAGAUCUGCCUCCUACGCCAUUUCCAACAAAUCGCAGUUUGAAAGUGUUAGAAGGGAUUAAGGUCCUCGAAUUGACUUGCGUGAUUGCUGGCCCAAGUAUUGGACGUAUACUAGCCGAAUAUGGGGCAGAGGUUCUUAGAAUCACUGGCCCAAAGACGCCAGAUGUGCCAUUUUUCCAGAUCGAUGGUAACAUGGGCAAGCAUGUUGCUGAUCUUGACCUGAAAACAGAAAAAGGACGGGCGCAUUUCACAGCUCUUUUAGCAGACGCCGACGUUUUCAUAGAUGGAUAUAGGAAAGGGGUCAUAGAGAGACUGGGCUACGGGGCGAGCUUGCUGGCAUCAAUUGCUGAAACACGAGGCAAAGGUAUUAUCUACGUCGACGAAACCUGUUUUGGUCAUGUCGGGGAUUGGGCCGGACGACCUGGGUGGCAGCAAAUUGCAGACUGUGUGACUGGGCUAGCAUGGAUACAGGGUGAUUUUAUGGCUCGAGAUACACCCAUUGUAUCUCCUCUUCCGAUAGCUGAUCACGGUGCCGGCUGUAUGGGAGCCAUCACCGCUUUGAUUGGCUUAUACCAUCGAGCUCAGAGUGGGGGAUCUUACCACGGAAAGGUUUCCUUGGUACAGUUCAAUCUCUUACUCCUUGGACUCGGUCAAUACCCAGAUCACAUCCAAGCCGCCAUGCGAGAUUCUCUACCACCUCAAUUUUUCGAUUUGCGUUAUUGCGAUAAUGUUGAAAAAAGCUCAUCAAUAGCUUUAUCUAUUAUACAGAGCAAAUUCCAGGAGGGUUCGGCUUUAAUGGGAAAGGUUCCGGGGCCUGCGGUCCUGACUGAGAAGUGGUAUUCCCAUAGUUAUAAGGCAGAGAUAGAGGUUGCUAGACCUGUGGUCGAUAUUGAGGACGUAGAAAGCGGUUUUGUAAGGGCUAGCCGACCCAAUGGAACAGACAAGCCAUGCUGGGCGGGUAAUGGCAUGCUAAAUCUUGAUUACAAAAUUGAGUGA
Molecule: messenger RNA, 1719 nt
Organism: Penicillium soppii
Lineage: Eukaryota; Fungi; Ascomycota; Eurotiomycetes; Eurotiales; Aspergillaceae
Product: CAIB/BAIF family enzyme
Exons: 4
Coding region: 1-1719 (572 amino acids)
Molecular function (GO): catalytic activity
Source: RefSeq, a predicted model, not a curated record